GAUCACAAGUGUUAGUUUGUGGAGUUUUUGCAGUGAUGGAAGCUAAACUUGAUAAGCUAGAAGCCAAACUCGACGAGAUACAAUUUUCUGUUACACAAAUGUUGCUCAAGAGCUAUCAACAACAGUUUGAGUCACCUCAAUGUUAUCCACAAGAGAAUUUUGAAAAUAUUUGGUGUGACCCACCUUGCUAUCAUCCACAAGGGCAAUUCCAACAGCCUAUUUAUGCACCACCAUGCUACUACCUGCAAGAGGAAUUUCAAUAUCCUUUUCAUGAUCCACAUCAUUCACAAGAGGAAUUCCAUCAACCUUGGAAUGAUCCACCCCAAUUUUUGGAAGACCUUUCAAAGCAAUAUGAAGCAAACCAAGCCCAGUUUCAACAAUCUCGACACGAGGAACCUUCCAUAUUGCAAGAAAUUCAAGACAUGUUGAACCAAAUGUCUGCAAAUCUCAAUGCAAAUGCUAAUCAACACCUGCAAGAUACUGCGAAUUUACAAGCUCCAGUUAACGAGCUAGUUGCACACGCUCCCACAUUGCAACAUGAAGCUGAUGCAGAGAUUGAUGAUGAAGUUAAUCCUUGUGUUGAUACUCAUCUUGAUGCUAGCACUGAUGGUUCUGGUGAUGUUAAUGAGUUUGAAGUCGAUGUUGCUUCUGAUGCUAAUUCUAAUGAUGAGGACAACAAACAAGAAAUAUAUCUCCCUCUUCCACAUAGAACUUAUGAGAGUGAGAAGAUUUAUCCUAGUGAAGAAGAAAAUAAGUUGUUGGAUGAUUUCAAGAAGUGUUUUGCAGGGCAUGAAGUUAAGAAGAUGGAUGUAGAAUGUGGUUCUAAAUUAGUGGUACACAUGCUCGAAAAAAGUUUUCACUCAAAUUGA
Messenger RNA from Lotus japonicus, 869 nucleotides. RefSeq lists its product as uncharacterized. The transcript is spliced from 2 exons. The coding region runs from base 36 to 869 and encodes 277 amino acids. The record is from RefSeq and is a predicted model, not a curated record. NCBI's taxonomy places the organism in Eukaryota, Viridiplantae, Streptophyta, Magnoliopsida, Fabales, Fabaceae.